CCAGCUUCGGAUAAAUGAUCCUACGCUCUACAGAUGAAUGCUCAUUCUAGCAAGUGAAUGUGUUUUGAUGAGUCUGCUCGGCCUCCGGGAUCAUUGCAGUGAAAAUGACUCUUUCUCGCACUAUCUAUAUCAUGUCGAGCUCUUUUCGAUUUCUGGCAUUGGAAUCUCGUCACAAGGUCACCGUACCACCACCAUCGAAACACGAGCUAUCAUCCAGAGAUGAAGGAAGAAAUUGACGCCCCAGUUUCCACCGACGCUUCUGGCACAGAUUUAGAGAAUGCUCGAGAUCAGCCAUCUGGCGAGAAGCCCACUGCCGUGGAUAUUUACUUGGUGGAAUGGGAUGGGCCUAACGACCCAGAACUGCCUAUGAACUUUCCCCUAUGGAAGAAAUCGCUCAUCACUUGCAUCUUCAGCACAUUGACCAUCUGGGUAACCUUCUCCAGCAGCGUCUUCAGUGCUGCUGCUGGGAUCACUUCCAAAGAGUUUCAUGUUUCAGUUGAGGUCAUGACGUUGGGAACCAGUUUGACCGUCCUGGGCUUUACGGUGGGACCGCUGGUCUGGGGGCCCAUGUCUGAGUUAUAUGGCCGACUGAAGCCGCUCUACAUUGGGUAUGCCAUCUUUAUCAUCUUCCAAGUUCCUGUGGCGGUUGCCCAGAACCUCGAGACCUUGAUGCUUGCCCGUUUCUUUCUGGGUUUCUUCGGCACCUCCGCCCUCGCAAUCAUUCCCGGUGCUCUGGCGGACUUUUGGGGUCCAGUGGAGCGCGCGAUUGCCAUCUCUUUAUUUUCCGCGGCUACCUUCGUUGGGCCGAUAUUUGGACCGAUCAUGUACGUGAAUACAAUGAUAACAUUGGUAAAUGGGGUCUGGACGCGUGCUAAUCACGACAUGAGCAGUGGGGGCUUCAUCGUCGACUCAUCUCUGGGAUGGCGGUGGACUGCCUGGAUCACUAUGAUCCCAGCUUCAUUCUUCGGCAUAAUCGCCUUCCUCACCCUUCCCGAGACAUACCACCCGGUCCUCCUCCAGCGCCGUGCCAGCCGCCUCCGUAAAGAGACGCGUAUCUGGGCCUAUCACUCCCGCCUGGAUGAGAAUACACCGACGUUUGGUGAAAUCCUGACGAAAUAUCUCUUCCGUCCAAUUCAGAUGCUUUUCUUGGAGCCGAUCCUCGUCUGCAUGACAAUCUAUAUCUCCCUUAUCUAUGGAAUCUUAUACCUCUUCUUCGUGGCAUACCCAAUUGCUUUCCGCGAGGUCCGGAAUUGGAAGUCCUUGGGAAUUGCAGCCUUACCUUUCCUAGGGAUCCUAGUCGGGGUCCUUAUGGGCUGCCUCCUGGUCACCAUCGCGACACGCCUGUGGUACGCUCCCAAGCUACAGAAUGGGUCCGUCGUACCGGAAGAUCGUCUUCCCCCCAUGAUUGUUGCGGCUAUUCUCCUGCCAAUCGGGCUAUUCUGGUUUGGAUGGACAUCGAGCCCGAGUAUUUCGUGGGCGCCACAAGCCAUUGCAGGGGCGCCUAUCGGAAUGGGGAUUUUGAUGAUCUGGAUGCAAGGCCUGAACUAUCUGAUUGACGUAUAUCUGGUGGUUGCUAAUUCGGCCAUGUCGGCCAACACUCUCAUUCGCAGCGCGGUAGGUGCUGCGUUCCCUCUCUUUGCGACGGCUAUGUACCAUAAGUUGGGAGUGGACUGGGCCACGUCCCUGCUCGGCUUUCUUUCUAUUGCGAUGAUCCCGAUCCCCGUUAUCUUCUAUUUCUAUGGGGCGAAGAUUCGGGCUUUGAGUCGCUUUAGUCCAAAAUGGUAAGCGGAGGGUUAACCAUAUGGAACCUGGGUAGAUGGCGAGUAUGCUCCCGGGUGAGAUGGGAGUUCCAAUAGCCUGAAAUUACUUGUUUGGUUUAUUAAAAAAUAUGUACUUUCUGGGCUGACCGAGCCAGAUGUCGUUCUUAUUAGAACACCAUUAUUAUAUCGUUUCAUUAAAUG
Messenger RNA from Monascus purpureus, 1961 nucleotides. Lineage: Eukaryota; Fungi; Ascomycota; Eurotiomycetes; Eurotiales; Aspergillaceae. The record is from the annotation of a GenBank genome assembly.